Messenger RNA from Vitrella brassicaformis, 1563 nucleotides. Lineage: Eukaryota; Vitrellaceae. The record is from the annotation of a GenBank genome assembly.
GUGCGUUGUCUGUGAAUGAAGCCAGCCGGCUAUCAGACUGAUAUAUGGCCGCCAUGGGGAGACUCUUGCGUGGACGUACAAGGAUACAUACUUUGAUCGAAACUCGACAGAGUCUCAUCCAUCAGUCAGUCACUCAUGUGUCUGUCUGACAGCACCAAGUGGAGUAGCUCUGCCACCAGCCGCACAUUCACCGCGUUGCCGAUCAUCCCAAUCUGCUGACGAACAGACAGCGACCCAUCAGCAGGAAACGAAAACCAUGGAGGAAAACCCAUCAAGUUCAGCAUCUCGCGAGGGGAGAAGUAACGCAACACCGACGUCGAAGGGUCCAGAUAGUCUCUCAGCUCCUUUCGGGGCCGCCUGCCGUCCACCCAACAGUUCGCUGAUGGCUCAGCAUCGACAUGUUCGACUGGCUGGCGCGCUUCUCGCGAGCAAACGAGCUGCGGGAGACAGAACUGCCUGUGCAGCUGCUGUGCAGUGGGCUCAACGAGCAGGCAGCUGCCGGCUCUUUCUGCGUAUCUGCCAUAGCUCUUGGUGAAGCAGUUGGAAUAGAUGGACGACGGCACCACCACAUCGAUGUACGGCCAGGCCUUCCGCUUCAUAUCGUCACUGACCAGCAGCUGCCGGUAGAGACCCCUGCACAACACAAAACACACAGCAGGUGCACACGAAGUGUUCACUUUUCUGCAUUCCGCGUCGUCGUCGUGUCAUUUUCCUUACAUGUUGCUUCCAUCCCCACCGAGCGGUGCCAUUGGCGGCAGGUCGCGCUGGAGGAACUCAGCCAGCGGCCGUAUCCCCCCACACCAGUGCUCCUCACGCCCAGGAAUGAAGCUCAGCGGACCUUGAAUGCAGUUACCUCCGCCGGCCGCCUUUCUCGCUGUGAGGAAGUACCUGGUGCGGAAGUUGGGGAUGCCAAAAUGCAUGGGAGAGAGAAGGAACUCGUGCAGGUGGUAGCCACUCUGUCGCAGCACCAGACAUAGCUCAUCGCGGGCGUCAGACAUCUCAAAGCCCUGAACGUUCUCAAGCAGCAGGAAGGACGGCUGGGCGGCUGCUGGGAGGCGGGAGAGCACCCUGAUGAUGUGGAACAGGCUCUGUGCUCGCGCGUCGGUGUGGCCCCUCCGUGUGCCUGGCUGCCGUGUGUAUGGCCUGGAAGGAAGAGAAGACGCGUGCGGUCUCACCAGUCAACAGAAGGCACAUUCAUCUUCUAUGUUUUCACUCACUGGCAGGGGGGCGACAUGAGCCACAUGUCAGCAUUGAGGCUCUGCAUCUCUGCCGCAGUGAACAGCUCCGCAUUGCCUUGGCGGACCUUGGUGUCGGGGAAGUUGUGCGCAUAUACCUGGUUCACCUCCUGGUUGUUGUCCAAUGCAAGGACGACAGCGAACUGCAGCUCCUGCCUCUGCCGGCUCACCAGAUCAAGAGCCGCGUGCCAGCCACCGACUGCAGCAGACACACGCAGACGCCACAGCAAGAAUGACAGAGAUCUUUCAAGAUCUACUUACUUCCAGAGAAGAGCUCACACACUCGCAGUAGAACUCCACCAUCAGAACUCUCUGCGAGCCCUCCCAU